UCUGCCCACUUAACAAAUCUCCCCUCCUUUUAAUUCCUUCUUUCCCAUCAAUUUACUAUCUACGAUUUUUUUUGGAAUUUCCAUUAUUUCCCAAUAAAAUCCACCAUUUUUAAAAACAACUAAUUAUUAAUGGCAAAUUUAUUCAAGAGAAAAAAUAAUAAUAUGAGCUAUGCUUACACAAAGAUAGAGAAAGAAGACCCAGAAGAAAGAAACCACAGGGAAGCACAAUUUUUAAUCUACAAGACAUUAAAACAAGCUGAUCAAGUAAUUAUAAGGAGAUCAUCAUCAUCAUCUAAAUCUUCUUGCUGGUUAAGAUUAAGAAUAAGCAAAUUGAAAGUUAAAAUUGGUAAGAGACUUUUCAAGUUAAAGAAGACUAUGUUGUCUAACAUGGCUAAGACUAAAAUGUGUGUUUAUAAACAACUUUUAGGUCAUCUUAAGACAAUUAAGAGCUUGUUCCGAGUUGGUAAUGGCGGCGGUGGCUCGACCUCCGCCGUCAUUGACAACCUUCCUCAGCUUUUGAUCAAUUGAUCAAAUGUACUUUUAUAUAUAUUUACUUUUUUUCGAAAUGUGUUCGAUUAUAAUAUAUUGUGUGGAAAAGUAUUACUAUAAUAGUAAGUAGAAUGAAACGGGGG
Amaranthus tricolor (Joseph's coat) is the source of this 632-nucleotide messenger RNA. RefSeq lists its product as uncharacterized. NCBI's taxonomy places the organism in Eukaryota, Viridiplantae, Streptophyta, Magnoliopsida, Caryophyllales, Amaranthaceae. The record is from RefSeq and is a predicted model, not a curated record. Bases 130 to 528 code for a protein of 132 amino acids. The transcript has a single exon.